UCGUCAGCUCAUGACCAAACCCAUUCGAUGUGCUAGUUCUCAAAGUCGUGAGGGGAUCGCUCUGUAUUGAUCCAUCCCAAUGGCGGGCCCUCUGCAAAACGGGGCGUUUAGAGGCCGCGUUUGCCAAGGUGAUUCCCCAUGCCCGUUCUCCUAUGUGGUGGACUUCCAUAUGUAUCUGAUACAGAAUUAGCUACUCAACUAGGCUUGGUUAUUAACGCCGGGUGGUAUGCCUUGAAUAUGUCCGACGUCCAAAUCGUAAAUGGCUUAGGCAUACUGACAGCUGGUUUCGCGCUCCUCCCUCAGGGCCUGUCGGCCUUACACUGGAAGAUGAUUGCCUACCUUGCCUGGUUCUCUUUGGCAACUAACUCAUCAGCACUAACAUUUCUUCGGAGUUACCUAGUCCAGCACCCGUUCGAAAUGGCACGGAGACCUGGGUCUAUAUUCAUUCUGUUGGUGGUCGUUACGGUCGCUCUCGUCCCUACUGGCCACUUUUGGGGGGAUUCUAGGAACUCUUACCUAUAUAUACAUCCCAAGUCUUCAAGCUUUGCCGUGGUUUGGGGCAUCCCAAUGCGAAAUACUCCUCAGUACCCGCGUUUCUCACCGUGAAGUGUUUGAGGAGCGCAUCGCUGCUUCAGGAUAUGAUUGGCAGGGAUUCCCACGCGGAGAGAGCGGCUUCAAAUACCUAUGAUCGUUGCCGCUCACUUUGUCAUCUGCCUUUGGGUCGGCAUAUUCACCUCUGUGGCAUCCGAGAUUUAUUGGCGGGUUGUCUCCUUGGCUUGGGGAACCCUGAGGCUAGUUGAGCUAUGAAGGGCCCUGGAAGCAUCCUCUACUCGGCAGGA
Molecule: messenger RNA, 839 nt
Organism: Durotheca rogersii
Lineage: Eukaryota; Fungi; Ascomycota; Sordariomycetes; Xylariales; Xylariaceae
Exons: 2
Coding region: 139-606 (155 amino acids)
Source: RefSeq, a predicted model, not a curated record